AUGUUCCGAUUAAGUGACGAUGAAGUCAACGUCUUGGAUGCGCUGCCUGGCUGGGUUGGUCACGCACUUGAUGAUUGCCAGGGCGGGAAAGUGGGCAGUGUUGAACUUGGAGGACCACGGCCUUUGAGGAUGGAUACAGUUUACGAGGCAUAUGAUGGGUCUGCUGUGAGGUCUCGGAAGCCACAGUCAAGGACUAAGAAUAGGAAGCUUCCUGGGGUACCGGUAUGA
Penicillium samsonianum is the source of this 228-nucleotide messenger RNA. RefSeq lists its product as uncharacterized. The record is from RefSeq and is a predicted model, not a curated record. The transcript is spliced from 2 exons. Lineage: Eukaryota; Fungi; Ascomycota; Eurotiomycetes; Eurotiales; Aspergillaceae. The coding region runs from base 1 to 228 and encodes 75 amino acids.